AUGACUCCCCAGGAAUCACCUGGUGCCGGCGUGGAGUGGAUCAGCUCGCGAACCGCCCCAGCCACCUCCGGAGUCCUGCCGCGGUCGCCAAAAACUGCUGCCCGAUCCCAAAGAAAUGCCGAGAGCGCGGUGCCGUCCGCACGGGCGGAGAAGCCUCCCCUGGAGCAGCUGUACCGGGAGGGCCCGCUGCUGGGGAGCGGCGGCUUCGGCAGCGUUUACGCCGGGACCCGGCUCGCCGACGGCGUCCCGGUGGCCAUCAAGCGAGUGUCCCGGGACCGCGUCUUGGAGUGGGCGCGGCUGCACGACGGCGCCCUUGUGCCCCUGGAGCUGGUGCUGCUCUGGAUGGCGUCGUGGCCCGGCUUCCGCGGCAUCGUGCGGCUCCUGGACUGGUUCGAGCUGCCCGACGGCUUCGCGCUGGUCAUGGAGCGUCCGGAGCGCUGUCAGGACCUCUGGCACCUGCUGCACGCGGGGGGGUUCCUGCCAGAGCCCGUGGCGCGGGCGCUGUUCCGGCAGGUGCUGGGGGCCGUGCGGCACUGCACCAGCCGCGGCGUCCUGCACCGCGACAUCAAGGCCGAGAACGUGCUCGUUGACCUGGCCACCGGCGAGGCGAAGCUCAUCGACUUUGGCUGCGGCACGAUCCUGCAGGACACGUUCUACACCCAGAUGGCCGGAACGCGGGAGUACUACCCACCGGAGUGGAUCCUCUUUGGCCGCUACCAUGGCCAGCCAGCCACCAUCUGGUCCCUGGGCAUCCUGCUCUAUCAGCUGGUGUGCAGGCACCUUCCUUUCAAAAGCAGAGAGGACAUCGUCCGGGGACAGCUCUUCUUCCCGCCCCGGGUGUCUCAAGAGUGCCAGCACCUGAUCAGGUGGUGCUUAUCCAUGGACCCUGCAGACAGGCCAUCCUUGGAUGACCUUUUAGAACAUUCUUGGGUGCAGAAGCCCCACCUGGCCCAGGAGACAGCAGAGGCCACGAUCAAGCAGCAGCGUCAGAGUGAAGAAGUCUGA
Messenger RNA from Cinclus cinclus, 1005 nucleotides. RefSeq names its product serine/threonine-protein kinase pim-1-like. Gene Ontology annotation, molecular function: protein serine/threonine kinase activity; ATP binding. The transcript has 7 exons. The coding region runs from base 1 to 1005 and encodes 334 amino acids. Gene Ontology annotation, biological process: protein autophosphorylation; negative regulation of apoptotic process. Lineage: Eukaryota; Metazoa; Chordata; Aves; Passeriformes; Cinclidae. The record is from RefSeq and is a predicted model, not a curated record. Gene Ontology annotation, cellular component: cytoplasm.